This is a messenger RNA of Darwinula stevensoni, 1236 nucleotides long. NCBI's taxonomy places the organism in Eukaryota, Metazoa, Arthropoda, Ostracoda, Podocopida, Darwinulidae. The record is from the annotation of a GenBank genome assembly.
GUCUCGGGACGAAGCCCGCGUGCGGACUUAUCGUGAAAUCCGGGGAGCAAAUCCUUUACUUUGCUGCGUGUGAUCUAUAGACAUUCCGCGGGAAGGUGGUAGGAUUAAAGUGAGAGCUCCCCGGGAUUUUCCUAAUAAUCCGGACGUAAACUCCGGGCGGGUAUUAUCAUCAUCAUGGAAGGGCUACACGAGAGCCUGUGCCUCCAGGACUUUGUGGGUGUGGAGACACCGCCCAUGCACCAUCACCCAGCCGCGACCGGACAUCCACACCCGCAUCACCUUCACCACGGACACCUUCAUCCUCAUCACCAUGGGCAUCACCACAUGCACGGGCUGGCCGGGAUGGCGGCAGCGUCCUCGUCCGCGCUUUCCCCGCUCGGGUGCCCCCCGUCGAUCCUCCCCGAUUCCCACGCGGGGAAGAUCAAAGUCGAGGCGGAGGAGAAAGGAAACGGCGGCGAAUGCGAUUCCGCGCUGCCGGCCUCCUCGUCCAGCAACGACGGGAACGGAGAGGAGAAGGAGAAGGGGAAGAACGCCGGCAACGGGAAACGCCCGCGGCGGCAGCGAACGCAUUUCACGUCGCACCAGCUCCAGGAACUGGAGGGAUACUUCACCCGGAACCGGUAUCCCGACAUGUCCACCAGGGAGGAGAUCGCCAUGUACACCAACUUGACCGAGGCCCGAGUUCGGGUAUGGUUCAAGAACCGUCGCGCUAAAUGGCGGAAACGCGAACGGAACGCAAUGACAGCAGCUGCUGUGGACUUCAAAACGGCUGGCUUUGGAGCUCAAUUCAACGGAUUGAUGCAGCCGUUCCCGGACGAGGCGAGCCUGUACUCCCCAUACUACGCGACGAACAACUGGACCAGCAAGGUGCCUUCGCCGUUGGGAGGACCCACGAAGGGGUUCUCGUGGGGGAACCCAGCGAUGACCUCCUCGGUCCCCCUCUUCCCCAGCACUGCGACCGCUGUCCAGGGUGCGGGGAACGGGGUCAUUCCCUCGGUGACAUCGCCCGGGUCAUCCAUGGUCGCAGGGUCGACUGGGGCUGCCACCUGCCCGUAUGUCCAGGCUCCCUCUUCCCCGUAUUCCAUGUAUCGGGACCAGUGUUCUACGAGCCUGGCCACGCUGAGGCUGAAGGCAAGGCAGCACGUAGGGUUCGGAACGUACAGCACUCCCAGUCCUGGUCGACAGGGGAACGGCCUCACCCAGUCCUGUCAGUACUCUGACAGACCCACUGUUUGA